Messenger RNA from Anopheles funestus (African malaria mosquito), 3015 nucleotides. RefSeq names its product protocadherin gamma-A4-like. NCBI's taxonomy places the organism in Eukaryota, Metazoa, Arthropoda, Insecta, Diptera, Culicidae. Gene Ontology annotation, molecular function: calcium ion binding. Gene Ontology annotation, biological process: homophilic cell-cell adhesion. The coding region runs from base 505 to 2952 and encodes 815 amino acids. Gene Ontology annotation, cellular component: plasma membrane. The record is from RefSeq and is a predicted model, not a curated record. The transcript is spliced from 4 exons.
AGCUAAGAAUAAUAAUAAUAGAAUGAUUAGAAGUUCCAAGAUAACAAUUAAAUGUCUAAGAAUUUACAACUCUACGACAAACGUAUAUGUCUAUGUUGUAGGAAUAUUUUUAAGUAUUUGUAAGACCUAUAUAUUUAGUCACUCUAUAGUUCUAGAAGAAUGAAAGUAUUAACUCAUCGUUUUAAUCAACUUGCCCACUUAACAAGGUAAUUCAAUUAUCAAAGAACAACAGGACCUGCUGCCUGUUACUUCCCAGUUAAGCAAAUCAGAAUGUGUCAUCUUCCACUACGAAUGAUGCUUUCACCUUAUUAAAAAAAUCACCAACAACCACUUGAUAAUUCACGAUAAGAUAGUGCCACUCGAACAGCGAAGGAAUGGAUGCUUUUGUUCUUCGAUCACAGCAUUCAGAGACGGUACGGUGCAACACCUGUGUCAGUUUAAUACCGAUGUAGGUUUGACACACUAUUCUCGCCUUCCGGCUCUGGACGGAGCACUUGAACGAAGAUGUUACUGUUACUAUCAGUGGUAGCCAUUUGCUUUCGUUUAUACGCAUCGCAAGAAUGUUCCUCACCAACGUUCGACUUUAAGUCAUAUUUGAAUCCAGAAUUGUUGGAUCUUACAACACUGCCCAACACCGUGAUUGCUAGCUUCUCGGUAGAAUACGUACAAUCGGCUACGGUUCAAUCGCAACCCAACUACAUCGGGUCCAGGAUCAACGGGACGGAACUGCAGUUUUUCACAACGGAAGCAUUCACGCAGUAUGAAGAACGCGAAAUACAACAAAUCAUUAUCAUUGAAGUGUUCUAUCAGUGUACCUCAGGCUCGAAGGAAGGUCUCUAUCGACAGUUUUUGAAGUUGGCUAACAACCAUGCGCCACGCUUUCUGCAGGACUCAUAUGAAGCGCUAGUACCCUUACCACUGCCCAAACACUUUGAUCUUUCACCGUUCCUUGCAAAUGGCGAUGGAAUAAUGGCGCGGGAUAUUGAUUUGAUAAACAAUACGGUUACGUUCAGCGUAUCCACGAACGAUUACAUGCUCAUUGAAAGUCAUGCUGUGAAGGACGAUGUUAAGCAGUUUAAGGCUAUUCUUCGUCUCAAGGAGCAAGUACUGAAAAUGCCGAAUAAGCUGGAACUCACAGUUACGGCUGUCGAUGCAGGUGUACCUCCCAAGUCGAGUAAAGCUAGUGUUAUCAUCGAACCUGAUCUGUCCAUCGUGUAUGACGAUCCACCGGAGUUUAAAGAAACUUUCAUAAACAGAACUAUUGAAGAAGAUCUUCUCGUACAGCUGGAACUGAUUCCCGGUACUGAAACGAACGAUGUGGAGUACAGUGUUGAAGGAAUGGAUGCCAAAUUCUUCACACAAACGGUUUGGACUAACAACACUGGAAUUGAUUUAAGACUAACCAACCUGCACACUCUUCCUGAGGCGAAAACCUUUCUCAAUGUAGUUGUGGUGGCAAGACGCAGUCAACUACAAAAGACAUCCUGCGUAAUAUUGCUUAAUAUCCCGCCGGACAGCCUUCCAGAACCUCCCAGUACUACUGUGGAGAAAGUUUUGAGCGUGCUACAUUUGAAGGAAAUGUCCACACAUCGCGACAUCUUUCCUCUUGUGUUAGACAGCUGCACGUAUAGCAUACAAUCUCAAACACCUGGUGAAUAUUUCUUCAUAGAAGACACGUCCCUAUCCGCGAAAGCAUUUGAUCGUGAAGAUGCAGAUUUGUUUUCUGGUCUAGAUUUUCCUCAAUUUUGGAUUGUUCUUAAGCUAGCUUGUCCAAUUCGAUCAACGAUAGUAGCGGAAUCGUACAACGUUUCUAACCGGUUAGGUCCCAUUAAGGACAUCGAAUUUUCAACCGAUCUUACUCAUCUCAACAUAAUCGUCGAUGAUGUAAAUGAUAACAGUCCGGUAUUCACGUUCCCAACAAAUAAUGCAUCGUUUGCGUUUCCCUCGCCUCAACUUGCACGAAAGCUUCUUCCAGAGCGAUUGCUCACAGUUGAAGCGAGUGAUCUUGACGAGGGAAUCAAUGCCGUAAUUCGGUAUUCGUUAGCAAUGAAUGAUCAUUUCGAUAUCGAUCCUCACACGGGAGUUAUUAUUCCACUAAAGUCGGCGUUUGUGCACGAAGAAAGUGUUACGCUCGAGAUAUUUGCUACCGAUCGCGAUGGCGCUGAGGAUGGAAAUACAUCAACAAUGAAGCUUCACGUUCAUAAAGUAACAGAUGAGCAACUGGUGGCGUUGACUGUAAGCGAUAUGGAUCCGGACACAUUGGGAAGAACACUUCAGGAGAUUAGCGUCAAGGAAGGCAUUCAAAUGGAAACUGUUAGAAGCGUGUUUUCUGUUGAUGGAGAAUCAUCCACUCUUUACAGUCGUUCAGCAACAGCAACGCGAUACACAACCACAGCUGUAGCAUAUGCUUUUAAGGAGGAUCGACUUCUUUCCCACGAUGAAUUGAAAGGAGUUUUGGAACUCCUGGAAACAAACCACACGGUUAAGGUAUCAAAAAUGAACGAGCUCUACGAUGGAUCACUGACGAUUAUCAUUUCCGAUAAAACCGAGAUCUAUCCUUAUAUCAUAAUAACUGCAUUUUUCGGUACACUUGCUGUCGCCAUGGCAGCGGCAGCAUUUUACUAUCGAGCCAAAACCCGUCACUCAAUUGUAUCAGACGAUUCGUCAACUUUCCCAUCACGAUCCUCAGACGUUUCUGAUGCAAUUAUCGUGGAAAAUGAUCAUAAUGUUUCAUCGAGUACACCUCCAAUGGAAGAUCAUAAAAUAUCCGGAGUCAUCUUAACAGAAUCUGUUGAUAAUCCGCGUUCACUUAGUGAUUUAUUGGCGAUCUCUGAAGAUACGGAAAAUGAAGAUGACAAGACAGAGCCGACGCCACCGAUCCAACAGGAACGUAAAAAGAGCAUAAAGUUUAAUGAAAAUGUUGAGCGAAUUGAAGUGUUCGAUGAUCGAUGAUUCGUAAUCUGUAAUUUAGAUAUUAUUGUUGAUUUGAAUAUAACAUCAUUAUCGUAAAAUGCA